UUAUGUUCUAUGAUUCUUCUUAUCUCUCUCUUGUAUUUCUUUUUAAAAAAAAAAAACAAAAACUGAAUUACUUGUUCUUUAAUUUGUCGCUGUAAUGAACUUCAUAUGCACAGUUCUUGCAACUACGUUAUUGUGUGUAACUGUCACGCAGGGGAACACACCUUGUCUUUGGUUUGAAUAAAUGCCCUGUUUUGGUUUCUUAAGCUGCUAUUUAUGUUUUUCUUAUACUCUUGAUUUCUCUCGUGUUUGCCUUUGGUGUAACAAAGAGUUAUGAACUUGUAUAUCCCGCUAGAAAAUUAUUAUUUGAAAUAAAAAGUUUAUAUCUUUUGUGAGCAUAAUGUUUGUAUAUAUAUAUAUAUAUAUAUAUAUAUAUAUAUAUAUAUAUAGAAUGUUGGGUUUAUGAUGAGUUUAAGUCACAUGCGCUUUAACCGUCCAAGCUAAGGUUUUUUUUCUUGUGAAAAUGUUAUUAACGUGUGUUUCUCUUGGUGAAUAUUUCUUACCCUUGAGAAAUAUGAAAAGGGACUCGUCUAGAUGGUGAAUUCUCCUUCGAGGUGAAAGUGGCUUAUAUGUUUCACUCAAAUUUUGGCUGGGGUGCUCUCAAAAUAUUGACAAGGUGGCUGAUAUUCCUUAGUGUCUUGAGACUCAGUUAUCCAACCACAGAUCCUGAUGUGGAAGGUGAAGCUUUGCUUGAAUUUUUGAAGGCCCUCAAUGAUUCCAAUAAUCAAAUUAGAGACUGGGAUAGUUAUUUUGUGAGCCCGUGCUAUAGUUGGUCUAAUGUCACUUGUAGUAACAGACAUGUUAUAUCUCUGAGCCUGGCAUCCAAUGGAUUUUCUGGAACCCUUUCUCCCUCAAUUGCCAAAUUGAAAUAUUUGGUUAGCUUGGAAUUGCAGAACAACAAUCUUUCAGGCCCCUUACCUGAUUACAUUGCCAACUUGACAAACCUAGAAUAUCUAAAUCUUGCUGAUAAUAAUUUUAAAGGUUCUAUACCAGCUACAUGGGGUCAACUUUCCAAUCUAAAGCAUCUGUUCUUGAGAGGGAAUGACUUAUCUGGACACAUUCCCGAUACUGUUGCAAACCUUAGUGGGUUGGCAGAACUGGAUCUUUCAUCUAAUGGUCUUACUGGAAGUAUCCCAAUGCCACUCUUUUCGAUUCCAUUGUUUAAUUUUUCAGAUACGCUCCUUCGUUGUGGGUCUAGAUUGGAGCAGCCUUGUGUUUCAAAUUCUGCACUUUCUGCUUCAACCAACAAAUCAAAACGUGCAGUAGUUGUUAGUUUUGCAAGUUGUGGUUCAUUUGCCUUUUUGUGUCUUGUGGCUAUCUUUGCCUAUAGAUGCCAUCUCAUGCAGAGACACAAAAGUGAUGUCUUUUUUGAUGUUCCAGGUGAAGAUGAGAGCCAAAUUUCCUUUUGGCAAUUGAGAAGAUUUUCAUGGCGUGAACUCCAACAUGCUACUAAAAAUUUCAGUGAAAGCCAUGUAGUUGGCCAGGGGGGCUUUGGAAAAGUUUAUAGAGGAGUACUCUCAGAUAGUACAAAAGUUGCUGUGAAACGCCUUGCUGAUUAUCAUACUCCUGGUGGAGAGGCUGCAUUCCAAAGAGAAGUUCAACUUCUAAGUGUUGCAGUUCAUAAGAAUCUCCUAAGAUUGAUUGGUUUCUGUACAACCUCAACUGAAAGAAUCCUAGUGUAUCCUUUCAUGGAAAAUCGAAGUGUAGCAUAUCGACUGAGAGAUUUAAAACCGGAUGAGAAAGGUUUGGACUGGCCAAUGAGGAAACGGGUGGCUUUUGGUACAGCUCAUGGCUUGGAGUAUCUACAUGAGCAAUGCAAUCCUAAGAUAAUACACCGGGAUUUGAAGGCUGCAAAUAUCUUACUAGAUGAUGACUUUGAAGCUGUUCUAGGAGAUUUUGGGCUAGCUAAGCUAGUAGAUACAAGGAUGACUCAUGUUACCACUGAAGUGCGAGGCACAAUGGGUCAUAUAGCCCCAGAAUAUUUAUCCACAGGAAAAUCAUCAGAAAAGACAGAUGUCUUUGGAUAUGGUAUAACACUUCUUGAACUAGUAACUGGACAACGUACAAUUGACUUCUUUCGGCUUCAAGAGGAGGAGGAUGUUCUUCUGCUUGAUCAUAUCAAAGAGCUACUGAGAGAAAAUAGGCUGGAGGAUAUAGUGGAUAGAAAUUUGCAGACUUAUGAUCUCAAAGAAGUUGAGGCCAUUGUUCAUGUUGCAUUGCUUUGCACUCAAGGUUUCCCUGAGGAACGUCCAACCAUGUCAGAGGUAGUAAAGAUGCUUAAGGGUGUGGGUUUGGCAGAGAGAUGGGUUGACUGGGAGCAACAUGAAGAGGUGAGUAAUCAACUCAUGUCUCACCAGUUUGUUUGGAAUGAUGAAUCUACACCUCAUCAAGAGGCUAUACAACUUUCCAGAGCAAGAUAGACAUAUAGCUGGAGUCAAUUUUGAAAUGUAAUUGCUUGUAACAUAAUGUUAGCUUUUCCUAUUUAUAUCUGAGGAUUAGUGUAUCGUUUAUUUCUAAUCUUAUUGUACAAAAAAAUGUUUCAUUUAAAAUAUCUUGUGAUUU
Messenger RNA from Gastrolobium bilobum, 2559 nucleotides. Its product is annotated as probable LRR receptor-like serine/threonine-protein kinase At5g63710. The transcript is spliced from 11 exons. NCBI's taxonomy places the organism in Eukaryota, Viridiplantae, Streptophyta, Magnoliopsida, Fabales, Fabaceae. The record is from RefSeq and is a predicted model, not a curated record. Gene Ontology annotation, biological process: protein phosphorylation. Gene Ontology annotation, molecular function: ATP binding; protein binding; protein kinase activity. Bases 567 to 2417 code for a protein of 616 amino acids.